Molecule: messenger RNA, 1701 nt
Organism: Tetranychus urticae (two-spotted spider mite)
Lineage: Eukaryota; Metazoa; Arthropoda; Arachnida; Trombidiformes; Tetranychidae
Source: RefSeq, a predicted model, not a curated record
CAAAUGGAAUAUUCGAGCAUUAAACAAGCUAAAAACAAAUCUUUCUCUGUUCAAAUAAAAUGAUUAGUUUAAUAAUUCAAGUAGUGUCUAGAUUUAUACAAUGGAUACACCAAAAAUGAUUUCAAAUGAAGCAGCUUUUAUUUUAACUAAUUGUCAAGUCAAAUGCUGCGCUUCAAUGGCGAAACUAAUCUCUUUUUUGUUAAAACAUAACAAUCGCCAUUCAAUCUAUUUACUGUUAAGAUUGUUUGAAAUAUUCAAGUUAAAAAGGUCUUCCAAAAUAACUCACUAAUCUAAAACUACAGUAUUCAAAUAAUAAUUUGAUUAAAUAAAUUAAUUGUCCAAAUAGGUUAAGACCUAAUAUUCCGAAAAGUAUAUCAGGGCACAACUCUCUGAAGCCAUAGCUUUUGCACUUUUUAAUCAACCAACAAUAAACCAUAACAACAACCUUAGAGAUUGUAAUGAAAAUGGGCAGAGUCACAGUGAAGAUGGUCUUCAUUAACAGUGAAUUGGUCAAUAAAUAUGACUAAAAAAGAUGAUCAGAUUGAUUAACUGGAACCUUAAAGAGUAUAAAAUGUUGAUGGCAAUGACAUUAAAUCAUCAGUCUUCUUUAUUUGGAUCAAUACGAUUGAAGAAAAUCAAAAAUGAAUAUUUCUUUUUAUAUUUUGUUGCUUUUUGUUGUCUCGACUUGCGUUAGCAAACUUCAACCAAAACCUUUGGAUUCAAGUAUUGGUGCUUCUGGAAUCCAAUCCAGUUCAAGUGUUAACUCUACUAAUGUUGAGACUUUGCCCAUUCCCUAUCUUAUAAGGAAGACCAGAUCGAUUACCAAUUCUAGUUUUAGAACCUUAGUCAUCCAACGAAGAAGUGAAACCUGUUUCUCUAAGUACCCUGUAAAGAUGUGCAAUCCAGGCGAAAGUGCUUUGCAAACUGAAUCUAAGAAGAUUGAAUUGGUUUGUAUAGAAAAGAACCGACAUGCAUUUGUUCAAAUUUUGGCUGAAGAAUCUAAAAAACGGAUCGUUACUGAAGUUAUUGAUCUUUACAAGACUGAAACUUAUACUUACCAUCAACCAACCAAGUGCAGCAAUUAAAGCAUCAGUUAGGGAAAUUCCUUCGGCUCUUUUCCUUCCUUUUGUUCUGUUUCGUUCUUCUUGUUGUUCUGCCCAUUCAAACUGCAUAUACAAUCGAGUCCCUGCAAUUGUCCAUCAGUUGUACGAGGCCAAAUGAGGCGCGACAAUCGAAAGGCACCAAUAACAAUUACUAAUCAAAACACAAUUCAAUUCAUAAUUAUGGUUUUUUUAUUUAUAAGAGAUGGUGCUGGUAUCGGAUGGACAGCUUUAGAGACCGACAAAUUCAGUGACUCGACUGAAUUUUUAUCAUCAUAAAUUUAGCUUUUAAUUUAGGAAUGAAAGUAUUAAUGCAUUCGAAUAACGGUUUGAUCAAAUAAAGUAAUUAAAAGAUCACAAGACUUCGCCCAAUUCCUCUCUACAAUUUAUUCAUCCAACUAAUUAUAAUGACAUAGUGAAAUCAGCAAAAAUGAACUACUCGCAUCAAUUUUGCUAUCAACAUCAAAUGACAUUACAAUAGCAUGAAAGAAGCCAAUGCUUUUGAUGAAUAUCAAAAUUGUAUAUUGGUUUGGUUUGGAUUGAUGAACAUGAGACAAAUAAUGCAACUAGCUAACAAUUUUUUAUUAAUUAAUAUUGACAA